Corapipo altera (White-ruffed manakin) is the source of this 2297-nucleotide messenger RNA. It is a transcript of the gene CPNE4, whose product is annotated as copine 4. Gene Ontology annotation, cellular component: plasma membrane. The transcript has 16 exons. Gene Ontology annotation, molecular function: calcium-dependent phospholipid binding. Bases 150 to 1820 code for a protein of 556 amino acids. The record is from RefSeq and is a predicted model, not a curated record. Gene Ontology annotation, biological process: cellular response to calcium ion. NCBI's taxonomy places the organism in Eukaryota, Metazoa, Chordata, Aves, Passeriformes, Pipridae.
GGCAGUGGUGGAGCUGCAGGGCUCCCCCGCUUUUCUUCACAUGGGGCUCGCCCUGCGGGCGGGACAGCGCUCCUGCCCUCCCGCCGACCGCUGAGAGGGACCCGGCGCGGGCGGAGGGUUCUCGCCGCCACCGGCGGGCAGAACAAGGAAUGAAGAAAAUGAGCAACAUCUAUGAAUCAGCAGCCAAUACCCUGGGAAUUUUUAACAGCCCAUGCCUGACUAAAGUGGAAUUGCGAGUUGCAUGCAAAGGCAUAUCAGACAGGGAUGCCCUCUCGAAACCAGAUCCUUGUGUCAUCCUUAAAAUGCAGUCACACGGCCAGUGGUUUGAGGUUGACAGGACAGAAGUGAUUCGGACCUGUAUAAAUCCUGUCUUCUCCAAGCUGUUCACAGUGGACUUCUAUUUUGAAGAAGUGCAGCGACUGCGGUUUGAAGUGCAUGACAUUAGCAGCAACCACAAUGGGCUGAAGGAAGCGGAUUUUCUUGGUGGCAUGGAGUGCACUCUUGGACAAAUUGUUUCUCAGAGGAAACUCUCCAAGUCCUUACUCAAACAUGGCAACACAGCAGGAAAGUCAUCUAUAACAGUGAUCGCUGAGGAAUUGUCUGGCAAUGAUGACUACGUUGAACUUUCAUUCAGUGCACGGAAAUUGGAUGACAAGGAUUUUUUCAGCAAAUCUGAUCCUUUCCUGGAGAUUUUUCGCGUGAAUGAUGAUGCAACCCAGCAACUUGUUCAUAGAACUGAGGUUGUGAUGAAUAACUUAAAUCCAGCGUGGAAGACCUUCAAAGUGUCUGUAAAUUCUCUGUGCAGUGGAGACCAGGACCGCAGGCUAAAGUGCAUAGUUUGGGACUGGGAUUCCAAUGGAAAGCAUGACUUCAUUGGAGAAUUUAGCUCAACUUUCAAGGAAAUGCGAGGAGCUAUGGAAGGAAGACAGGUACAAUGGGAAUGCAUUAACCCCAAGUACAAAGCAAAGAAGAAGAAUUACAAGAACUCAGGCAUUGUCAUCCUUAACCAGUGCAAGAUCCACAAGAUGCAUUCUUUCUUAGAUUAUAUCAUGGGAGGCUGCCAAAUACAGUUUACAGUAGCUAUAGAUUUCACUGCAUCAAAUGGUGAUCCUAGGAACAGCUGCUCACUGCACUACAUCCACCCCUAUCAACCCAAUGAGUAUUUGAAAGCAUUGGUAGCUGUUGGGGAGAUUUGCCAAGACUAUGACAGUGACAAAAUGUUCCCAGCCUUUGGAUUUGGAGCAAGAAUACCCCCAGAAUACAAAGUCUCUCAUGACUUUGCAAUCAAUUUCAAUGAAGACAACCCAGAAUGUGCAGGAAUACAAGGUGUUGUGGAGGCUUAUCAGAGCUGCCUUCCCAAGCUGCAGCUGUAUGGGCCAACAAACAUUGCUCCCAUCAUCCAGAAAGUGGCAAAAUCAGCAUCAGAGGAGACCAACACCAAGGAGGCCUCGCAAUACUUCAUCUUGCUGAUUCUGACGGAUGGCGUCAUCACAGACAUGGCCGACACCAGAGAGGCCAUUGUCCAUGCCUCCCACCUUCCCAUGUCAGUCAUCAUUGUCGGGGUGGGGAACGCUGAUUUUAGUGACAUGCAGAUGCUGGAUGGUGAUGAUGGGAUCUUGAGGUCUCCCAAGGGCGAGCCUGUGCUUCGAGACAUUGUCCAGUUUGUGCCAUUUAGGAACUUCAAACACGCAUCCCCAGCUGCUCUAGCAAAAAGCGUUUUGGCUGAAGUUCCAAACCAAGUCGUGGAUUAUUACAAUGGCAAAGGGAUAAAACCAAAAUGUAUGUCAGAGUACGAGUCUUCCAGGACACUAGCUCCAUGAACCUGCCUGCACUCUUUUACAAAAUUAAAAAAGAAAAACGCUACUGUCUACAACUCCUGUACUUAAAAAUGAAACAAAACAAAAAAAUAGCACGUUUUGGUGAUUUUUAACUAAAAUAACCUUUUUCUUUUUUUUUUUGCAUGUGUAGCCUAAAGGCUUAAAUCUGUUAAGCGGUUGUAUUGUUGAAAACUUUUUAUGAGAAAAAAAUCCCGAAAAAAAAAGUGAACUCUUUACAUUACAGCAUGUCGCCUUGAAAUAAAAAGUUAUCUGUAUCUGGUUUUUAUACAGGUUUGUUGAAAUUUUGCUAUAUUUCUUAUCUUUACACUGUAAAGCAUUUUGAAAUAUUUAUUGAGAGUCAUAGACAAAAUGUCUUUGGUUUAAUCUGCUAAGAACUGAGAGAUUUUUCAAAAUGGCAGAUGCAUGAACUGUAUUUUGCAUGUUUAAAAUAAAAACAACACAGUUUUGCAGUUGUCUUUA